UAAAAGGAAUCCUGCAAUUCCAUGACGAAGCCUUUACGUGGGGAAUCCUCCCUCGGGUCCGCACGGCAGAGUUCGCAACGCCCAGCUGAUGUAAACAAGGCGUUACCUUCACCGGGGGUCGGGUGGCCUCCCGAUUUCCUUGAAAAUUCCUCUUGUGAUAUUUGUGAAGUGUUGACCUCAAAUGCAUUCCAUUUAUUUUUGACCAGACUUCUUUUUGCGACGCUGGCUAUCAUGCGUUUCGCCGAACGCCAGGUCCCCGAGCUCUCUCCUGCACAGGCGACGGCGCCGACCUUCGCGGUGGGGAGUCCCUCGGGCCUUCGGAAGCAGCCGCCAGAGAAUGCUCGGACCUCGGACGCGGCAGACAGUGCUCUCUAAGAAAGGCUGCGCAAUAUGUCGCUUAAGAAGGGACAA
Penaeus monodon (black tiger shrimp) is the source of this 411-nucleotide messenger RNA. RefSeq lists its product as uncharacterized. The transcript has 2 exons. The record is from RefSeq and is a predicted model, not a curated record. The coding region runs from base 22 to 375 and encodes 117 amino acids. NCBI's taxonomy places the organism in Eukaryota, Metazoa, Arthropoda, Malacostraca, Decapoda, Penaeidae.